GUACUAUUGAUUUGAUUGAUUUGAUUUUUCUUUCCAUCAACUUUAACAAACUAUACACACAAGCUAAUGAUGGAUGAAACUAAUCCCCCAAAGUUCCUCGAUCUUUUGGAGGAAUAUGAGGCUGAUGAUAUCGCCACCAAGAUUUCUGAGAUACAGACGAGUAUGCAGGAUAUCCAAAGCAAAUUAAGCAAGAGGAGACCUGUUCAGAGGGAGAGAAAGGCACUUAAUAUAAAGGUAAAGGAUUUGGUCGAGCAAUUUUUCAAUGUUGGAGUCCGGCCCAUUAUCGCAAAUUCAGAUGCAAAAGGACGUGUUUUGGAUCUCUCGAAAGAGAGUUCCCUUUUAUUACGAGAUAUUUUGGUGCUGGCCACAAGUGGUAUGGAUGCACAAGAGUUGAAGGGCAAGAUUAUGGAUCAUACGGCGAAGUUCGCAGAUUCGGUUUGGAAAAGCAGUGGUGUGACACACAUCGACGCGGUCGAUAAUGAAGAUCACAUGUGGCAACCUGAUCCAACCAUAACCCAUUAUGAAGAUGACAAUGGUGAGUUGGAUAGAUUCAACGAGACAUUUUUUAUCCCAGAGCUUGGCGCAAGCGAACGGCAUCGACAAAAUCAACAUGCAGAAGACGACGACCCUUGUGCGAUAACGUUGGAAUACAAAUGGGAAGGACAGGUGUUUUUCGACGACCAGAAUGAAAACAAAGAGGAAGACACAUGUGGACGAAGAGGAGAAGAUGUUGAUAUGGAAGAGAAAGUAGAAGAGCCGCCAGCGAUGCUUCAGCCAUGGUAUAAUCCGAGCGUAUCCAGUUCCAAAAGUGGUCAUUCUCCACCGGAUUCUGAUGACGAGAGUGAAGGAGGACCAGAAUCCGACGUGGAAGAAGGUUCAAACGACAUGGUCGAUGGCCAUAAUGAUCAAUUGAACAUUGAACCAAAGACACAAACGAGGUUAUCUUCACCCAUGGAUGCAUAUGAGGAUGACAAUGAACAAUUGAAUGAGGGAGGACAAGAAUCCGACGUGGUAGAGGGUUCAAAUGACGUGGUCGAUGGCCAUGAUGACCAAUCGGACUCUUCACUAUCCCGUGCGAUAGAGGAACCCAAGAGAUUGGAAAGAGUUAUGUCAGCUGAAAGAGCUGAAAGGGCUGGGCGUGGCAAUAGUGGUCAAGUUGGUGUGCGUCGCGAUACUAUGGACGAAGAUGAGGACUGGGACCCAAGCCCUUUGGGGCUUUGAUAGUUAUAUCGAGGAGAGUAGAGCCAAGUCGACCACGUGCAAGCCACUUGGCAUCUAUAUCAUGGAGAGCACGGCCAGUGCGACCACUUCAAACACCAGGACAGCGCGACAGUGAGGGAUAUAUGAUUGAGUUCGUUAGGUCAAGGUCCAUGGAGCGAGAGAAUUCAAGAUAUAUGCCAUAGCCACGUCGCUAGAAUUUACCUCAAUGGGAGUGGGAUAGUCUUCUUAUAUGAUGCAUUGCCUAGGUAGUAUAAGAAAUUUCAACAAUGCA
This is a messenger RNA of Botrytis cinerea B05.10, 1492 nucleotides long. RefSeq lists its product as hypothetical. The coding region runs from base 67 to 1221 and encodes 384 amino acids. The record is from RefSeq and is a predicted model, not a curated record. The transcript is spliced from 2 exons. NCBI's taxonomy places the organism in Eukaryota, Fungi, Ascomycota, Leotiomycetes, Helotiales, Sclerotiniaceae.